CCAAACAAGAAAAGUCUUCCCCCUCAAUCGAUCGCGACGAUGAGCAUCCGCCUACGCGCUUCCCCAGGCAUCGUACUUCCCGAACCUGAAGACGAAGAUGACCUUGGAAGUGUUUCAGGCUCAGAAUGCGACGACGACGACGAUGAAACUUGGGAAGAUUGGGUUUCGGAUUCCAAUCCUGGCAACCAACCUUGCAAGUCACUUUUUGAAGAUAAAACUCUUCGGUCUGCGGAUGCUGCUGUCGAGUAUGACAAGUCGAAUUAUGGGUUCGAUCUCAACCAGUUUUGUUCCAAGUUGUCUCUAGACGUUCAUGGACGCAUUCGACUGAUCAACUUUAUUCGGAAAACAGAACCUUCGCCUGAAAAUGUCUUGCAAAUGAACGGUUCAGAGACUUGUUUGACUUCAGACGAAUACCUGAAGCCUGUUGUUGAAGAUGACCCAUUACUGCAACUGCAAUCGGACGAUUGGUCUGAUUCUGAAGAUGAGCAAGCCAAUCCCGAAAAACGUAUCAAGGUUCUUGAAAAGAAACUCGCACAAGCACGAGCAGAAUUUGAAGCCUAUCGCGCUCUUGUCAACCAACGUUUCGAUCUUAUCGAGGCUGCACCAGAUGCACCUGCAGCUGAGAGUGCACCCAAAACAAGGGACGACGAUUCACACUAUUUUGAAAGUUACGGUGCGAAUGACAUUCACGCCGUCAUGAUCCAAGACCUUGUCCGAACAUCCACCUACGCUCGAUACAUCCUCCAAACUCCCACCAUCUUCGAAGGUGCCACCGUCCUUGACGUAGGGUGUGGUACUGGUAUCCUCUCCCUCUUCGCCGCACGCGCAGGUGCCAAAAAGGUCAUCGCAGUGGAUGCCAGCGAUAUAGCUGAAAAAGCUGAAAAAAUCGUGAAAGCCAACGAACUUUCAGAUAUCAUCACCGUUGUUCGUGGAAGGAUUGAAGAUGUCAAUUUGCCUGAUGGAAUACAAAAGGUCGAUGUGAUCCUUUCGGAAUGGAUGGGUUACGCGUUGUUGUAUGAGAGUAUGUUGGACUCUGUUUUGACGGCUAGGAGACGGUUUUUGAGGCCUGGGGGUGUGAUGGCGCCUAGCCAGUGUAGGAUGAUGUUGGGACUAUGUGAUGCGUCGGAGAUUGUGAAGGAGAGGUUGACCUUUUGGAAUGAUGUGUAUGGUAUGGGACCCUGUGGCCUUUUUUCUGUCUGUUGGGUACCUAACGAAGUUCCUCCUUUGUUCUAGGUUUUGAUUUGUCGGUUAUGGCAGAAGAAGUGUUAGAAGAAGCCAUUGUUGACGUUGUUGGGCCUUAUACUAUGCUCAGCGAUCCCUGCGUCGUCAAGGUCAGUCGGAAACUCUUCAAUGCUUUUAUUCCUGAUCCUCUCCAUGUCUUUGCAUAGGACAUCUACCUUGCUGAAAUAACCACCCGCCAACUCGACUUUACCUCAUCCUUCAAACUCGUUUCAACCGUUGAACGCCGAACAAAAGUCACCUCCUUCAUCCUUUACUUUGACACCUUCUUCACCGCAUCCGGGGCACCCGUUCCACCAGACACAGAACCCCAAAUCGUUGGUGUGGGACAAGCGCAAGUUGCAGAGGUCUGGCCUGUUGGUGGGAAAGCUCCGCCUCAGAGGAGAGCUAGUCAGCAAUUGGAGGAGAGGAAGAUGGAGAGAAGAAAGACGGAGGAGGAGUCGGGGUUGAGGAGUAAGGAAAAAGAGAAACCGAGUGAGGUGGUUACGAGUUUUAGUACGGGCCCGAAGAGUGUUCCUACGCAUUGGAAACAGACGAUAUUUUUGUUGAAGGAGCCGUUUAUUGUUAAUGAAGGCACCAUCGUCCUAGGGCAAUUUUGUUGUCGGAAGAGUGAUUCCAACUCUAGGGAACUUGAUAUUGAGAUUCGGUAUACUGUUAAGGAUCCUGAGGAGCUCGCCGGGACGAAGAACCCGACGAGGAAGGAAGAUGUAGUUGUGCAGAUGUAUAAAGUUAGGUAGCAUUUGGCGCUUUUUGCGAUGACUCGACGUUUUGUCUUUAUUCAUUCAUCUAUUUUCUCUUUUCUCUCUCUUUCAGAUGAAAUGUUGUAUGUCGCGUAACUACUGAUUGUUUUCGCAAUGUUAGUAAUGUUCUAAGUUACCG
This is a messenger RNA of Marasmius oreades (fairy-ring Marasmius), 2118 nucleotides long. RefSeq lists its product as uncharacterized. The record is from RefSeq and is a predicted model, not a curated record. The coding region runs from base 40 to 1233 and encodes 397 amino acids. The transcript has 6 exons. Gene Ontology annotation, cellular component: nucleus. Gene Ontology annotation, biological process: peptidyl-arginine methylation. Gene Ontology annotation, molecular function: protein-arginine N-methyltransferase activity. NCBI's taxonomy places the organism in Eukaryota, Fungi, Basidiomycota, Agaricomycetes, Agaricales, Marasmiaceae.